UAUGGUAUUAUGAUAUAUGUACAUACUCAAAUGUUAUUAGUCAUUGUUCAUCGCUCAUCACAAUCUUGAAUCGUGUGUACGUGAUUUUUUACAAAUGCUGUAAAAUAUUAAUUGAAACAAAAAGUUUUAUGCAGGAUUUAAUAAUUAAGUAAACAAUUUAUUUUAUUCUUUAUGGUACAUAUCAGAAUAAUAAUAUUUGUAAAGAUCUAUUGUAAUAUUUAAUUAUGGAGAACGUAUUAAUUGAACCUGAUGUUGCCGGUGUCGUUAAAAAAUUGUCAAGUAUUAUUGAGAAGCAUGCUAAUGAUGCAAUAAAUACCGACGAUGUCUUCAAAAUUGGCUUAUCUGGAGGAUCAUUAAUUAAAUUUUUAGCUGAAGGUUUGCCAGAAAUAACAACUGAUUGGUCUAAAUGGAGAUUUUUUUUUUGUGAUGAAAGAAUUGUACCUUUUGAUAAUGAAGAAUCAACUUAUGGUCAAUAUAAAGCUAGUUUGAUUGGUAAAAUUCCAAUUACUGAAGACCAAUUUAUUACUAUUGAUACUGAACAUUCAGCUGUUGAAGCGGCAAAUGACUACAUCAUGAAGAUGUCCGUAUACUUUCCACCAGACAGUCUACCACGUUUCGACAUGCUUCUGUUAGGAGUUGGACCCGAUGGACAUACUUGUUCCCUGUUUCCUGGGCAUCGUUUGCUGGAAGAGACAAUUAGGUGGGUUUGUCCCAUAAACGACUCUCCAAAACCACCACCUUCAAGAAUAACUCUCACAUUUCCGGUGAUUAAUAAUUCUAAGGCUUGUGUCUUUGCUGUUGCUGGAGCAAGUAAAGCUGAUAUAAUAAAGCGUGUACUAAAACUGAAAGAAAAUUUGCCUGCUGGUCGGGUGAAUCCAACUAAUGGCUCUCUAUACUGGAUCGUUGAUCAAGAAGCUGCUAAAGGCCUGGACAAAUAGACUGGAAUGUUUUUAAUAUUUUUGUAUGCAUUAAUUAUUAAUUAAUAUUUAAAUAUUACUAAUUAUUGAUAACUGAUAAUAAUUAUUAAAUAAAAAUUAACAUUCCUAAA
This is a messenger RNA of Microplitis demolitor, 1048 nucleotides long. RefSeq names its product 6-phosphogluconolactonase (gene Pgls). NCBI's taxonomy places the organism in Eukaryota, Metazoa, Arthropoda, Insecta, Hymenoptera, Braconidae. The record is from RefSeq and is a predicted model, not a curated record. Bases 225 to 938 code for a protein of 237 amino acids. The transcript is spliced from 4 exons. Gene Ontology annotation, molecular function: 6-phosphogluconolactonase activity. Gene Ontology annotation, biological process: pentose-phosphate shunt; carbohydrate metabolic process.